Molecule: messenger RNA, 3422 nt
Organism: Medicago truncatula (barrel medic)
Lineage: Eukaryota; Viridiplantae; Streptophyta; Magnoliopsida; Fabales; Fabaceae
Product: receptor-like protein kinase 7
Exons: 2
Coding region: 119-3079 (986 amino acids)
Biological process (GO): protein phosphorylation
Molecular function (GO): protein kinase activity; ATP binding; protein binding
Source: RefSeq, a predicted model, not a curated record
AACACCACUUUAUAUUUCUUUAAUAUAUCACUACUUAACUACUUAAUAUUCAAACUUGUAAGACCCAAAUAUCAACCCUUUCUCAUACUUCUUUCUUUUUUCCUCUGAACCUUCCAACAUGUUUUCCUCGCGAGUUUUCUCUCUUCUCCUUCUUUUCUCACUACUCACAAUUGCCAAAUCAAACGAGCAUGAAAUUCUACUGAACCUUAAAACCUCCCUCGAAAAUCCAAACACCAAAGAUUUCUUCAACUCAUGGAAUGCAAACAGUUCCAUUUGCAGUUUCCAUGGAAUCACCUGCAACUCCAUCAACUCCGUCACAGAAAUCAACCUUUCUCAUAAAAACCUCUCAGGAAUUCUCCCAAUAGACUCACUCUGCAACCUUCAAUCCCUCACAAAACUCGUCUUAGGUUUCAACUAUUUCCAUGGCAGAGUUAAUGAAAGCCUUAGAAACUGUGUCAAGUUACAGUUCUUGGAUUUAGGAAAAAAUUAUUUCUCAGGACCUUUUCCAGAUAUUUCACCUCUUCAUGAACUUGAAUACCUUUACGUAAACAAAAGUGGAUUUUCUGGAACUUUUCCAUGGCAAUCUCUGUUGAAUAUGACAGGUUUGUUACAGUUAAGCGUCGGAGACAACCCUUUCGAUCUAACGCCGUUUCCUGAAGAGAUUUUAAGUCUCAAGAAGCUGAAUUGGCUUUACAUGAGUAACUGCAACCUUGGAGGGAAAUUACCAGUUGGAAUCGGUAACUUAACGGAGUUAACAGAAUUAGAAUUCGCCGAUAAUUCCAUUACCGGAGAAUUUCCCGGUGAGAUUGUCAACCUUCACAAGCUCUGGCAGCUUGAAUUCUACAACAAUUCCUUCACCGGGAAGAUUCCGAUUGGGUUGAGAAAUCUCACAGGACUCGAGUAUUUGGACGGAUCAAUGAAUCAAUUAGAAGGAAAUCUCUCUGAGAUAAGGUUUUUAAGUAAUCUAAUUUCACUUCAAUUCUUCGAAAACAAAUUAUCCGGCGAGAUUCCACCGGAGAUAGGUGAGUUUAAAAACCUCCGGGAACUGUCUCUUUACAGAAACAGAUUAACAGGUCCAAUUCCUCAGAAGACUGGAUCAUGGUCAGAAUUUGAAUACAUCGACGUUUCGGAGAAUUUCUUAACGGGUUCAAUUCCACCAAACAUGUGCAACAAAGGAAAAAUGUACGCACUUCUUCUUCUUCAGAACAAUCUCACAGGUAAGAUACCGGAAAGCUACAGCACCUGUUUGAGUUUAGAACGCCUCAGAGUGAGUAGAAACUCGCUCUCAGGUACCGUUCCUUCCGGUAUUUGGGGAUUACCCAAUGUUCAAGUAAUUGAUGUUGAAUUGAAUCAGUUAGAAGGUUCCGUUAGUUCAGAGAUUCAAAAAGCGAAUAAACUUGCUAGUAUAUUCGCAAGGAGUAACCGGUUAACGGGUGAAAUACCGGAAGAGAUUUCUAAAGCAACGUCGUUGGUAUCAAUUGAUCUUAGUAACAAUCAAAUUUCUGGGAACAUUCCAGAAGGUAUUGGUCAACUUCAACAACUUGGUAACCUGCAUUUGCAGGGUAACAAGUUAACAGGGGUAAUUCCGGAGUCUUUAGGUUAUUGUAACUCACUCAACGACGUUGAUCUUUCGAGAAAUGAACUCUCGAAAGAUAUUCCUUCGUCCUUGGGUUUGUUACCGGCUUUAAAUUCUCUGAAUUUCUCAGAGAAUGAACUUUCCGGUAAAAUACCAGAGAGUUUAGGUUCAUUGAAGUUGAGUCUCUUUGAUCUUUCGCAUAACCGAUUAUCCGGUGAAAUUCCAAUAGGUUUGACUAUUCAAGCUUACAAUGGAAGCCUCACCGGAAACCCGGGUUUAUGCACGCUUGAUGCUAUUGGUUCCUUCAAGCGUUGUUCUGAGAAUAGUGGCUUGUCAAAAGAUGUCCGUGCCCUUGUUCUUUGUUUCACUAUAAUUUUGGUUUUGGUCCUUUCUUUUAUGGGUGUUUACUUGAAGUUGAAGAAAAAGGGGAAGGUAGAAAACGGAGAGGGUAGUAAAUAUGGAAGAGAACGUUCUUUAAAGGAAGAAUCAUGGGAUGUGAAAUCUUUCCACGUGCUAAGUUUCACAGAAGAUGAGAUUCUUGAUUCUGUUAAGCAAGAGAAUAUAAUAGGAACAGGAGGUUCAGGGAAUGUUUAUAGAGUCACCCUUGCAAAUGGAAAAGAACUUGCUGUUAAGCAUAUUUGGAACACCAAUUUUGGGUCCCGGAAAAAGUCAUGGAGCAGCACACCGAUGCUCGCAAAGCGCGUUGGUAGUGGUGGUUCAAGGUCGAAGGAAUUCGAUGCGGAGGUUCAUGCGUUGAGUUCAAUAAGACAUGUGAAUGUGGUGAAGCUUUAUUGUAGUAUAACGAGUGAGGAUUCAAGUCUUUUGGUUUAUGAGUAUUUGCCUAAUGGAAGUUUGUGGGAUAGGCUUCAUAGUAGUGGCAAGAUGGAGCUUGAUUGGGAAACAAGGUAUGAAAUUGCUGUUGGUGCUGCAAAAGGGUUGGAGUAUUUGCAUCAUGGGUGUGAAAGGCCUGUGAUUCAUAGGGAUGUUAAAUCUAGUAACAUUUUGUUAGAUGAGUUUCUGAAACCUAGGAUUGCUGAUUUUGGUCUUGCUAAGAUUGUUCAUGCCGAUGUUGUUAAGGAUUCUACUCAUAUCAUUGCCGGAACUCAUGGCUACAUCGCUCCCGAAUAUGGUUACACAUAUAGAGUGAAUGAGAAAAGUGAUGUGUAUAGUUUCGGAGUGGUGUUGAUGGAGCUUGUAACUGGUAAAAGGCCAAGUGAACCUGAAUUCGGAGAAAACAAAGACAUAGUAAGUUGGGUUCAUGGGAAGACAAGGAGCAAGGAGAAGUUUAUGAGUGUGGUGGAUUCGAGAAUUCCGGAGAUGUAUAAAGAGGAAGCUUGUAAGGUAUUGAGAACUGCAGUUCUUUGUACAGCAACUAUUCCUGCUAUGAGACCAAGUAUGAGAGCUGUGGUUCAAAAACUUGAGGAUGCUGUACCUUGUAAAUUGGUUGGAAUAGUUAUUAGCAAAGAUGGGAGUGGAAAGAAAAUUGAGGUCAAUGAUAAAUGAAGUGUUUAAUUUCAGAAAGUGGAAGUUUUUGGAUCAGUGAUUACAAAGGGGAUCCCCACUAUUUCACAAUUUAAAUUAGCUAUGGAUUGUAAAUUUUGCCAGGAAAAGGGAGUAAUGUAAGAUAGUCAUAAUAAAAGAAGUAACAAUUCCCUUUUCUUUUUUUGUAGAACUGAAAUAGUGUUCAAAUAAUUGGUUUUGGAUCUGUGAAUGUGAUCACUAAGGGGAAUUUGAACACUAAUUGUUUCACUAGUUAAUUUGCUAUAGAUUGUAAAUUUUGCAGGGAAGAGGGAAUAAUGUAAGAUACUUAGUCAUUAUAAAAUAAGUAAAAAUUCUCUUUUCCUUA